AGUCUUCUACAACUGUAGUCACUGCCAUAAUUUUAAUAAGAAAAGAUAUGUAACAAUGUUUCGAACACAUUGAUGUUAUUGCAUGUUAUUGGUCUAAAAUAGUUUAAGAACAUACUUCAAUUGCAACAAGAUACCAGGUUAAAAUUAUUGUUAUAAAGGUGUGAGUUUACACUUCUGUAACGUAAUACAACAUUACUAUAAAACAUCUGUAACAAUGAUGAGAUCGGUGACACUGGGAACGAAUGCUUUAACAGUUCGAAACUUAAAUGCUUGUGACUGUUUAAAAUUUAACGGAACUCAAAUUCAAAGUAUAAGAUGGAAGAGGAAACCAAUUUGGUUACCUACAGCAAAGUCUAAAAUGUUUAGAAUACCACAGCAUGCUCCUAUGCCUGAAGAUGAAAAGAUUGAACUUCAACGAUUAUAUCAAAAUUAUAAAACACUGUCCAACUCUGUAUUAAAACAUUUUCAUAAAAAGUACAAUGAAACUAUAAAAAUAUUAGAGACACAUGUUGUAGAAGAAAAUAUGAAAAAGGAUUUUGAAGUAUGUAGUUAUCUAAAUGACUUAUGGAAUAAACAAGUAGCUGCAGCACGGAAAGAGAGAUUAGCCAAUGAGAGAGUAAAUCGUAUGGAAGAAAUUGCUAUGAAGUUAAAAGAAAAACAAGAAAGAGAUUUACAAAUUCAAAAACGAGUAGAUGCAGAAAUUAGGAAGGCAAAAGAAGAAUCUUCAACAUUUAUUACUCCUAAAAACAUAGACAAAAGUAUUGAUGAUGCAUUAGAAACUAUUGUAGAUCAUAAUGCUGCAAUUGAUCUGAAUGGUAAUUUUUAUAAUGAUGAGCCUAAAGUAUCUGUAUCAUUAAAUGCAACAAAUUGAAUAUAGGUAGUCUACAGUAAAUUGUUUAUAUCUUGAUAAGUCGUUUAAAUAAAUAUAACAACCUUGUACAUAAUUGUAUUUGUAUAUUCACUUCAUCACUAUCAAAUUUAAUUUAAUAAAUUGUUCUAAUUCACAGAAUAUGUUUAUUGAAAAUGAUCAUAUAUACUGUAAUGUAUUUAUAAUGUACAAUAACAAAAAGUUUAUAAACACAUUCAUUCAAAUUUGGUAAGCACACGUGCAUUACAACAUGGUACACAGACAUCAAUCAUUUUUUUGAUUUCUUAGCCUGUUUUUCCAUAUUGUUAUACCUUACACUCCGUGCAACUCAUCUGCACAAAUGUUAUUUUAACAACCUAAUAAUGUAUUAUCGUUAUACAGUUUUACAAACGCACACAAUGUUUUGCGAGUAAAAAUGAUAUAAUAGUGUAAUUUGCCUGCAUCGACGAUAAUCACAGAUAUUAAUUCGUAUGAGGCUUAUUUUUGUAGUAUUCACUGAAAUAUCGUAACUUUAACACCAUGAAAAUCUAUACCUGAAUGAGAUUGUGUUCGAACGCAUGAUUAAAAUGUUUAUAUGCGAUUUUACUUGCAUUAUGUAUUGCGACAUAUUUGUUAAGAAUAAUUACUUUUACAUUUCGUACAUACUUGUAACAUUAUGGUGUAAUCGUAUUAUCGGAAUAUCUUUGGUUUAAACAUACACAAUUUGUUUAGAAAAAACAAUGAUAAUUAGAUCACUAUUUUUGAAGUAAACUCGAAAAUUUAAAUAAACGCAUUUGAUGAUAAA
Osmia lignaria (orchard mason bee) is the source of this 1652-nucleotide messenger RNA. RefSeq names its product mitochondrial ribosomal protein S26 (gene mRpS26). The record is from RefSeq and is a predicted model, not a curated record. Gene Ontology annotation, cellular component: mitochondrial small ribosomal subunit. NCBI's taxonomy places the organism in Eukaryota, Metazoa, Arthropoda, Insecta, Hymenoptera, Megachilidae.